UAAAACGCUCUUCACAGCACUCUUUAGCUUCUGUUUAAGGCACUUUGUCUGAACAUCUAAAGUCGGAAACAUGGUUGAGUGGACAGAAUUUGAGAGGACCACCAUCCAGGACAUCUUCUCCAAGAUGAACUACGACGUCGUUGGUCAGCAAUCUCUGGCAAGAUGUCUUGUCGUUUACCCUUGGACCCAGCGGUACUUCGGCAACUUUGGAAACCUAUACAAUGCCGCUGCCAUCAUGGGAAACCCCAUGGUUGCUGCUCACGGUAGAGUCGUGCUGCAUGGCCUGGACAAAGCCGUGAAGAACAUGGACAACAUCAAAGCCGCCUAUGCUGAACUGAGUGUGCUGCACUCCGAGAAGCUCCACGUAGAUCCUGACAACUUCAGGCUUUUGGGUGACUGCCUGACCGUCGUUGUUGCUGCCCAACUGGGCGCUGCAUUCACCCCUGAGGUCCAGGCCGCUUUUCAGAAGUUCCUCGCCGUCGUGAUCUCCUCCCUUCAAAGACAGUACCACUAGAAACAAAACCUGCUCUGACUGUUACACAGAGGAUCAUCUGAUGCUUAAACAAACGAAUAUGUUCUUCUGAGUUGAAGCAAAUAAAUGUUUCAUUAUUCAAUAA
Messenger RNA from Cyprinus carpio (common carp), 617 nucleotides. Its product is annotated as hemoglobin subunit beta-2-like. The record is from RefSeq and is a predicted model, not a curated record. NCBI's taxonomy places the organism in Eukaryota, Metazoa, Chordata, Actinopteri, Cypriniformes, Cyprinidae. Gene Ontology annotation, molecular function: oxygen binding; organic acid binding; peroxidase activity. Gene Ontology annotation, cellular component: blood microparticle; haptoglobin-hemoglobin complex; hemoglobin complex. Gene Ontology annotation, biological process: hydrogen peroxide catabolic process; oxygen transport.